GGAAGAGAAAGAGAGAGAAACAUUUUACCUUCUUUUCCUCUUACCCAAAAUGCUCGAGAGUAUGGAGCGCGUUUGCUGCCAUGUAACGACAGAAUAACACGGCGGGGACAGGGGGGACAGGAAAGUGACAUCGCCGUGUUAAGAGGAGAGCUCUGUUGCCUAAAAAGAUGGCUGUGAAGGAGGAAGGCGAGGUUCUGCACGGGAAAAUCAAGUGCCACGACGGGCUGGCCGGCGCGAGUGGCGCCGAGAGCUUCAGGAACGGCUACGUGAAGAGCUGCGUCACCCCCUUGAAGGAAGACCAGCAGCGGGGCUUCUUCCUCAACGCGUGCAGCUUUUGCAAUGCGGAUCCCCGGCGCGUCCGUGCCUCGGCUCUCUACUUGGGCGCCUUCGCACUUCUCCUGCUUUCGCUCGCGGUCUCCCGGAGCCUCGACGGCGGCCGGAGCUCCGCGCUGCUGCUGCUGCGGACUUUGCAGUCGUCUUUGCUGGGCUUGUCACAGUCCGUCAGCCCCCUGUUCAGCAUCGCCUGUGCCUUUUUCUUCCUCACCUUCUACCUGAAAAGGACCAAGAGGGAAAGUUACCGAUCGUGGCUGCUCUCGCUGCCGGCCUCGUGCUACUUGGGGGAUUUCUUGCUUCUGCAGUUCUUGCGCUGGGGAGACGAGCAGCAGCAGAUGCAAAUGGUGGGCAGGCUGCUCUUUGUACUGGGCUGCGUGGGGCUGCUGACGCUCGUGCCCACUCUGAAGCUCAAACACAGCGUCUUGAUCCUGGUUUUCGCCAGUUUGGUUUGGCUCGUCUCCUUCACCAGCCUGGGCUGCUUGUCGCCGUCGCUGAGACCCCUCUACGCCUGCCUGGCCGGAGUAUCGGGCUCUGUCAUGGCGCUAUACUUUGACAAUUAUUUACCAAGGGAAGUGCCGCACAAGGUCUCCGUCGGAGAGGAGAAAGUGCCCGUCAUCCGACCCAGGAGAAGGUCCAGCUGCGUGUCCCUGGGAGAAACUUCAACAAGUUACUACGGCAGCUGUAAGAUGCCCAGGAGACCAUCUUUGCCCUGCAUUUCAAGAGAGCAGAUGAUUCUGUGGGACUGGGAUCUGAAGCAGUGGUACAAGCCGCAGUAUCAGGGUGCUGCAGUUGGCAAUGGAGUGGACCUCUCGGUUAUCAAUGAAGCUCGCAAUCUGGUGUCCGACCUGAUGGUGGAUGCCUCCUUACCACCGCAGGUCAUCUCCUCUCUGCGCAGCAUCAGCAGCCUGAUGGGCACGUUCUCGGGCUCCUGUCGGCCACGAGUGAAUCCAUUUACGCCCUUCCCGGGAUUCUACCCCUGCACGGAAGUGGAUGACCCUUCAGAGAGGGGAGAACGGAAACUUUUCAAGGGAAUGAACAGCCGACACAGCUUACCGACUCCACAGCUUCGCAGGAGUUCAGGAGCUUCGUCACUUCCGCAGCUUGAAACGUCACGUUGGGAGCGCAGCAAUGGGAAGAGGCCUCACCCGGAGUUUGCUCCCACAAAUCAAGGUUCUCAGGCCAACGGCCCUACGAGUGGCAACUUGCUGACCAUCCCGAAGCAGAGGUCAUCUUCUGUCACGCUGACUCAUCACCUCACACCCCGGCGCACGGGCCCUUCUCCAAAUCUCAGUCCACUAAAUUCUCCCAGCCAUGGCCCAGUGCCUGGCACCUCUCAGGUCACCCGGUCCCCGGUGGAGUUUCCAGACACUGCUGACUUCCUCACCAAACCUAGUGUCAAUCUGCAUAAGCCACUAGGAGGCGCCCUCAGCUCGGUAGAGUUCCCUCAGCAGUAUCGGACUUCGAGCUUUCUGCACUGCUCCAGUUGUGGACGUCAGAUGCUUAAAACUAUUCCCAGCGUGGAGUCCAUGGACGGCACUUUCCAGUCUGCAGUCGAUGUGCAGCUCAGACAUAAAGCUGAAGGAGCCGAAAGCACAAGUGACACGCAAGUCCUCGGCACAGCGGAUGAGAGCAGGGCAGGCCUGAGAGAAGGUUGUGGACACACCUCAGACACGCAACAGUCCAGACAGGUGGAGCGGAACGCACUGUUGGAUUCUUUACUAGAAGACCACGAUGCUUUAAUGGAAAAGGUCAGCAACUGGAACUUCCCCAUCUUUGACCUGGUGGACAAGACCGGAGGCAAGACAGGAAGGAUCCUCAGCCUGGUGAGCUACACCCUCUUUCAGGACACGGGCCUCUUUGAAAUCUUUAAAAUCCCCACUCAAGAGUUCAUGUCCUACUUUAUGGCACUGGAGGAUGGCUACCGAGACAUUCCCUAUCACAACCGUGUCCACGCCACUGAUGUCCUGCAUGCCGUCUGGUUCCUGACGACGCGGCCCGUGCCUGGAUUCCAGCAAGUGCACAACGAACAUGUGACGGGUAGCGACACGGACUCGGACAGCGGCAUUUCGCCAGGCAGAGUAGCCUACGCCACCUCAAAAAGCUGCUCGAUAAGUGAUGAUAACUAUGGCUGUCUGGCUUGGAACAUCCCGGCCCUGGAGCUCAUGGCUCUCUAUGUAGCAGCCGCCAUGCAUGAUUAUGAUCACCCAGGCCGAACAAACGCCUUCCUGGUGGCCACAAACGCUCCCCAGGCUGUGCUUUACAAUGACAGGUCGGUCCUGGAAAAUCACCAUGCGGCAGCGGCUUGGAACCUCUUCUUGUCCCAGCAGGAGUUCAACUUUCUAGUCAAUCUGGACCACGUAGAGUUCAAGCGCUUUCGCUUCCUGGUUAUCGAGGCCAUCCUUGCGACAGAUCUGAAGAAGCACUUUGACUUCCUUGCCGAGUUCAAUGCUAAGGUAAAUGACGUGAACAGCCCAGGAAUUGACUGGACCAACGAGAACGACCGUCUGCUCGUCUGCCAAGUGUGCAUUAAACUCGCAGACAUUAAUGGACCCGCUAAAGAGAGGGAGCUGCACCUGAAGUGGACCGAAGGCAUUGUCAACGAGUUCUACGAGCAGGGAGAUGAAGAGUCGAAUCUGGGUCUACCCAUCAGCCCUUUCAUGGACCGCUCGUCGCCACAGUUAGCGAAGCUCCAGGAGUCAUUCAUCACUCACAUCGUGGGGCCCUUGUGCAACUCGUAUGAUGCCGCGGGCCUGCUGCCUGGCCGAUGGAUUGAAGAUGACGAAGAAGUGCCUGAAUGUACAGAGGAGGAUGAAGAAGGAGAAGAAAGUGAAACAGAAGAUGACGAGAUGGAUGAUGACCUUGCUCCUAAAAGAAGAAAAGGCAGACGGCGCAUGUUCUCCAACAUCAUGCAUCAUUUGACGGAAAACCACAAAAUCUGGAAGAAGGUCAUCGAGAAAGAAGAGAAGAGUAAAGCGGAGCUGAGCAAGCAGCAACAGCAGCAGCAGCAGUCGGAGGUGGCGCUGGUCCAGGCAGCAGACGACAUCCAGGUGAUCGAGGAGGAAGCGGAAGAGGAAGAGCGACAGCAGGCGGAGGAGAAGUGACAGACGUUGCUCGAGAGACACGCUCGAUUAUUUUUUUUUUUUUCCACUGUGCUGACACGGGAGCACACUUCACGUCACAUCAAAAACAAAACAAA
This is a messenger RNA of Erpetoichthys calabaricus (reedfish), 3529 nucleotides long. RefSeq names its product phosphodiesterase 3B (gene pde3b). Gene Ontology annotation, biological process: signal transduction. The coding region runs from base 168 to 3434 and encodes 1088 amino acids. Gene Ontology annotation, molecular function: 3',5'-cyclic-AMP phosphodiesterase activity; protein kinase B binding. The record is from RefSeq and is a predicted model, not a curated record. Lineage: Eukaryota; Metazoa; Chordata; Cladistia; Polypteriformes; Polypteridae. Gene Ontology annotation, cellular component: membrane. The transcript has 16 exons.